Molecule: messenger RNA, 780 nt
Organism: Rhizophagus irregularis DAOM 181602=DAOM 197198
Lineage: Eukaryota; Fungi; Glomeromycota; Glomeromycetes; Glomerales; Glomeraceae
Source: RefSeq, a predicted model, not a curated record
AAUCUUACUGAGAUUGCUUCUGGAGCAUCCGCCUUUGUUUAUUAUGGUCGGAAAAAUGCAUCAAAAUUCGCAAUUAAAAAAUUCAAAAAUCCCAAGGAAGAAGCUAUUAUUAAGGAGAUUCAUUUAAUGGGAAUAGUUAAUCCUCAUCCAAAUAUAAUUACGUUUUAUGGAGUUACGAAACUUGGUGAAACAAAUUACUCGCUUGUUCUCGAAUAUGCGGACAAAACAUUAAGAGAUUAUCUAAGAGACGAUACUAUACCUUUUAAAUGGGAAAGCCAAUUAAAUUUCGCCAGAGAAAUUGCAAAUGCGAUUUCAUGGUUACAUGUUGAUAAAGAAAUCAUACACGGAGACCUUCAUCCCAAUAAUAUCUUAAUAAAUGAUGGUAAAAUAAAGGUAGCAGAUUUUGGCCGCUCAUGUCAAAAAAAAGAAUCAGUUAGUCAUACUAAAGCAUAUGGUGUAAUACCCUAUAUGGAUCCCAAAUUUUUUGAGCAGAGCCCAAGUUCAUCUGAAAAUCAAAAAUAUGGUUUGACCGAAAAGUCAGAUAUAUAUAGCUUAGGGGUAUUAUUCUGGGAAUUAAUAAGUCGUUCAUCACCUUUCAAUUUCGAAAAAAAAGGAUUUGACCGUGAUUCUAUUAAAUUGAUGAUUCUUAAUCGUGUUAGAGAAAAUCCUAUUCCAAAAACAAAUGAUAAAUUCGUUUCACUUUAUAAAAAAAGUAAAAUAACACAAGAUAAAGAUUCUGACUUGAACAUUACGACAUAUAGUAAAUAGACUAUUCCAUUU